Molecule: messenger RNA, 1470 nt
Organism: Amphimedon queenslandica
Lineage: Eukaryota; Metazoa; Porifera; Demospongiae; Haplosclerida; Niphatidae
Product: ankyrin repeat domain-containing protein 27-like
Exons: 1
Coding region: 1-1470 (489 amino acids)
Molecular function (GO): protein binding
Source: RefSeq, a predicted model, not a curated record
AUGGCUCCUAUUCACUUAGCAUGUAGUAAUGGAAGAUUGAACUUGAUCCAGUACAUUAUAAAACACGUACCAUCAUCACUUGAACUACUUGUCAGAGGACAUGGUCAUACUCCAUUCCUUACUGCAGUGUACUUCAAUCAGUUAGAAGUUAUUAAAUAUCUUAUUAGUAAGAAGUGUAAUCUAUCGGCUACUGAUGAUGAAGGGUCUGGAGCAGUUCACAUAUCAGUAGAGAGGGGUCACUUGAAUGUAUUGAAGUAUCUCAUUGAUAAUAAUUAUUGUAAUCCUAAUGCCACUGAUCAUCAAGACCAUACACCAUUACAUGUUGCUGUAGCAGCGAAUAAAGAUGAAAUAUUAGAAUAUUUACUGAGUAAGAGUAUACCCUCAAUGAGUAUUGUCUGGUUACGUGAGAUAAAGUGUUUAUUGGACAGUCCUGUACUUAAUAAUGAGCAAGAUAAAGAUGGUAAUACACCAUUACAUGUAGCCUGUCAACGUGGACGACAGAAUAUGGUAUCACUAUUACUAAAAGCCAGUCUGUCUAACAAUAACUUAUUAAUUACUAACAAGAAAGGACAGACACCAUUACACUUAGCAGUUGCCUCUGGUCAUAAGGAUACUGCUGAAGCUUUACUGUCCUCAGUCACUGGUAGUUCUACUCAUCAUGAUCUCCUUACAGCUACUGAUAAUGAAGGAUCCACUGUAUUUCAUAUAGCUUGCAGUAAUGGCCAUAUCGACACAUUUCUUCACUUCUGUAGUAUUUAUCCUGAUGGCAUUAAUACUUUGGAUAAUAGAAAGCGCACUAUACUUCAUGUAGCAUGUGAGAAUGAGAAUAUGGAAUUAGUACAACUUGUAAUUUACAACUGUGGACUAGACCCUGAAGCAAGUGAUAAGGAUGGCAUUACUUGCAUGCACAUAUUGGCAGAAAGAGGCAAUACUACAAUACUUCAGUUUAUAAAGGAUCAAAUAGUUUCUAGCUACAUCCCUUGUGAUGAUAAUGGUCGUACUCCUCUUCAUUACGCAUGUCUCUUCAAUCGUAAUGAGAUGGCACUGUAUCUCAUUAAUAGUUGUCACUAUAAUCCUGAUGAUCCUGAUAAUAAUGGAUACACUUCAGUUCAUGCAGCAUGUGAAGCUGGUAACUUUGACUUAAUUCUACAAUUUCUCACAGAGCUUUGCUGUAAUGCACUAGCUGAAACCCAUGACAAGAAAACUCUACUUUAUUUUGCUAGUAAAAGUUCUAAUUUAGAGCUUGUUCGGUUUUUAGUUGACGUAUUUAGUAUAAAACCUCGUCCACAUGAUAUUGAUAUAGCUCAAUCAGUUAACCCUGAUUCGUCAGUAGUUAAAUAUCUUCAAAAGGUUUAUGAUGAUAUGAUAUUUGAUAUGAUGGAGGAAGAAAAGAGGAUGAAGGAAACUCAUCGAGAGAAACAUGAACAACAACAACAGACUGACAUACAAAGACAAGAUAUCACAUCUUAA